Molecule: messenger RNA, 3067 nt
Organism: Nymphalis io (European peacock)
Lineage: Eukaryota; Metazoa; Arthropoda; Insecta; Lepidoptera; Nymphalidae
Gene: Coq8
Product: atypical kinase COQ8B, mitochondrial
Exons: 9
Coding region: 181-2094 (637 amino acids)
Biological process (GO): ubiquinone biosynthetic process
Cellular component (GO): extrinsic component of mitochondrial inner membrane
Molecular function (GO): kinase activity
Source: RefSeq, a predicted model, not a curated record
UCUAGGUACUUUUUCAGUUCUCAAUUUUACCUGCCUGUAACAUAAAGGCUAAAGCUUAUUAAAGAUAAACUGCUAAACGGAAUUUGUGAAGCUAAGAAAUAUAGUGUGGUUGUUAUGCUUUUCCAAAAUUAUAUAUUAUAUUUUAUUUAGCCUUACUUAUACUGGAAAAGUAACCUGGCAAUGUCACAUAUUAAUGACUUGAUAGGCGUAGUCCGAGGUCUUCGUCAUGUAAUCGAUGCGGGACUAAAGCUACAACAGGAGACUGCUAGAUUAAUUUGGAAUAACUCUAGCAUAAAACAGCCUCUCCAGAAUUGCUCAGUUAACCCAAUCGUAACUUACAAACCUAACCCAGACCUACUCAAUGAUGCUUUUGAAAGAGCCAAGGUGGUUAUGCAGGGCAUUAAACAAUACAUUGCUAUGAAUAAUUUGAAUUCAAAUGGUCAUGUAACAGAAGCAUCCACAACAAUGGAUCCAAAAUUGCAAGAGGACAUUGAUAUGCUUAACAAACAGUUCAAUGAAACAUUUGAGAGCUUAAAGCAAGCACAAAAGAAAAUAGUUUCCACUGUGAAUGUGACACCGGCUGGAGAACUUGCUAAACCCAUAGGACAGAUACAAACUGGAAAUGUUUAUGGUAAUGAACCUACAAUUGAUAAAACAGAUACAAGUCCAUCCUAUGAACCUACACACAUUGCUUCAACCAGUUCUGCUCCUAAACCAGUUGCAAGAAAGAAGAUAAAGGUGUCACUUAGUGAGAAUUCAAAGGAACGUGUGGUGCCAUCUUCUCGUAUUAGUAGAAUGAUAUCUUUUGGUACCCUGGCUGCGGGCCUCGGUGUAGGCACAGUUGCACAAUAUGCUCGGAAUACUCUACAGUCCGCGACUGGAAAAUCUGAUGAAACAUCAAACAUAUUCUUGUCAACAGCAAAUGCAGAAAGAAUUGUGGACACUUUAUGCAAAGUCAGAGGUGCUGCUCUUAAACUUGGUCAGCUACUAAGUAUUCAAGAUGAAUCAGUCAUCCCAUCGGAUCUCCAGAAAAUAUUUGACCGUGUCCGUCAAUCAGCGGAUUUCAUGCCUAAAUGGCAAGUGGAGAGAGUUAUGAGCUCUCAACUGGGAGAGCACUGGCGGAAUCUUGUCCAGCACUUUGAAGAGCAACCCUUUGCUGCUGCCUCAAUAGGUCAAGUGCACUUAGGUGUUCUUCAUAGCGGUCAAGAGGUGGCUAUUAAAGUGCAGUAUCCCGGCGUUGCGAAAGGCAUCAACAGCGACAUAGACAACCUUGUUGGUGUUCUUAAAGUUUGGAACAUGUUUCCUAAAGGACUGUUCAUCGACAAUAUCGUGGAAGUGGCUAAGAAGGAGUUGUCUUGGGAGGUGGACUACGUGCGUGAAGCGGAAUGUACGAAAAAGUUCAAGAAGCUUCUAGCGCCCUAUCCUGAGUACUACAUACCGUCGGUUAUAGAUGAACUCUGCGCCCAAGAAGUGAUGACGACCGAACUGAUUGACGGGACGCCGCUGGACAAGUUGUUUGAUGCGGACUACGAGGUGCGAUACGACAUCGCUUACAAAAUAAUGCAGCUUUGCUUGAGGGAAAUGUUCAUACUGCGCUGCAUGCAGACCGACCCGAACUGGGCGAACUUUUUCUACAACACGAAUACGAAACAAGUGAUAUUGUUGGACUUCGGCGCAACUCGUGAAUAUUCCAAAGAGUUCAUGGAUCAAUAUAUUGAAAUAAUUAAAGCGGCUUCAGAAAAAGACCGUGAAACGAUCUUGCGCAUGUCUCGAGAAAUGAAGUUCCUUACUGGAUACGAGUCGAAGAUAAUGGAAGAGUCGCACGUCGACACGGUCCUGAUAAUGGGUGAAAUUUUCACAAGCAAAGGAUCCGGUAAAUUCGACUUCGGCGCCCAAAAGACAACGAGACGCAUCCAGGCCAUAGCGCCGACAAUCCUAACGCACAGACUGUGUCCACCGCCGGAGGAAAUAUAUUCGUUGCACAGAAAACUCUCUGGCGUGUUCCUACUCUGUUCCAAGCUUAACGUGAAAAUGAACUGCCGUGAUAUGUUUCAAGAGAUAUACCGACAGUAUAAAGCGAACGCAACCAACUAAUCCUUCCUUAUAACGUCAUUCACAUUAUUAUUCGACGAGCCGGUUGGCGUGGUUGGUAGAUACUUGCCUUUCACGCCGAAGGUUGUGGGUUCGAUUCCCACCCACGACAGACCUUUGUUUGCAUGAACAUGUCUGCUGUUCCUGAGUCUGGGUGUAAUUAUCUAUAUAAGUAUGUAUUUACAAAAGAAAAGUAGUAUACGUAGUAUAUCAGUUGUCUGGUUUCCAUAGCACAAGGAUAUAUUAAUAUUAUUAUUUAUAAUAAUAUUAUAUUCAAUAUCAAUGUCAAACGUGUAUUAAUGUAUGUCUUUUAAUCGAAGAUUUUCGUGUUAGAUUGACGUCCGUAGUAGUAUAUAAGUAUGUAUGUUUACUUGUUAUAAAAAUAUCAUCUAUAGUAGUUUCAACAUUUUGAAGUUUCCUAUAAUUGUAAUAAAUUAGGUCUCAGUUUAUAAAGGAAUCAUUGUUAUAUUUCUAGUGACACGAAGAGCUGUAUUUUAAAAGUGUUAUAUUAAAGAGUUAAAAGAUCAUUAUUUAUCACUUGAUAAGUAUUAGGAAAAAUAGAAUAUACUCACAAAAUAUUGUACCGGUGGGCUAGAAAAUAUAAGUAGGAAUGGACAUAAUGGAGUUUACGAUAAAAUAAUGAUAAUAGUGAAAGCGUUUCUAAUUCAUCAUUUUAUUAAAAUCAUUCUAAUAAUAAUAUAGUCCGUUUAUUGAAAAAUAUUACUAGAACUAACAAUUGUUGUCGGUUUAAAGCCCCAUUGACUAUUUAAUUGAACUAAUAAAAUUAUUAUAAAUGAAGUGUUAGUUAGUGCGAUUGAUAAACCAACGGGCUUUAUACUUCUGGGAGCUUAGAACUUAUGAAAAAUACUGACUAUCCAAUAUUAAAAAAAAUAUAUAUUUAUGAUAUUUUACUUGUAAGCUGAUCUACCUCUUACACUAUAUACUUUUUUUUGAAAAUAAAUUAUUAACAUUGUGA